Molecule: messenger RNA, 1638 nt
Organism: Plasmodium knowlesi strain H
Lineage: Eukaryota; Apicomplexa; Aconoidasida; Haemosporida; Plasmodiidae
Product: chromatin assembly factor 1 subunit B, putative
Exons: 1
Coding region: 1-1638 (545 amino acids)
Biological process (GO): regulation of gene expression
Cellular component (GO): nucleus
Molecular function (GO): histone binding
Source: RefSeq, a predicted model, not a curated record
AUGAUGGAUAUUGUGCGCGAAAGAAACGGGAACUUGGACCUGAGUGAUUCAUAUGAAGAUGAAGAGCGAAGUCCUGCGUUGAUGGAGCCGCACAGCGGCAACACCGUCUGUUUGAGUAACAAUGUGAAUAGCGGAAAUACUGCUAACGAGGCGUGUGUGGACAUCAGCAACGAACGAUACAUCAUCUGGAGAAGAAAUACACCAUUCCUGUACAACGCCCUGUUGAGGAACAAACUGGAGUGGCCCUCCCUGACGGUCGAAUUUAUAGGCAUCGAUAACUCUUUCAAAGCGAAAACGAAUUACUUCACAAAUAAAAUACUCCUCGGCACAUAUACGUCGAAUCAGGAUUCAGAAUAUGUGUAUAUUGGGGAGGUAAAGGCUCCACUGUAUUCAACAAAGGAAGAUGUCUUGCAGUUUGAAAACUACACAGGAUUUAUUAACAACAAAAAGAAGAAAAAGGGCCACCCACUCCCUUCUUUUGAAGUAAAGGCCAAGUUGCUUCAUCCAGGGGAAGUCAUAAGAGCUACUCACCUACCAAGCAACUCCUUUUUUAUUGUUACGCAGACGUACAAUGGAAGCAUACUACUGUUUGACUAUACGAAGCAUCCUUCAUUCCCCUCAGACACAUCCACGUGCUACCCGCAGAUGAUCCUGAAGGGGCACAAUGGUGAAGGCAAUGGUCUAUGUUGGAACAUUAAUAGGGUUUACGAUAACUGCGGCAAACAGAGUACUGCGUUUAAGGAGGAAGUUGACCUUGAUACGACAGAAACAACGGAUGGAACUAAUGGGAAGGAGUCAAUGGAGGAAGAAAAAGAAGAAGAGAGUAGCGAUGAACUAAUUGAUGAUGUAAACACGAGCAACUUACUUCUCGCCUCGUGUGCAUCCGAUGGAAGUAUAUGCCUGUGGGAUAUAAACAAAGGAACGAAGAGCAACGAAGUGCCCAGAACGUAUGGAAUAAACAAAACCGGAAAAGGUGCCGAUUAUAAUCUUAAGAUUUACGAAAAUACACCUACCUUGAGUCCUCUGUGUACGUGGAUACAUAAAAAUGAGGAGACAUCACUGAACGACAUAUUUUUUCACCCCAAGUUUAAGAAUGUUUUGGGGGUUUGUGAUGACAAUGGUUGUAUGAGUAUAUAUGAUAUAAGGGCCAAAACAUUUUUUUCCAAGGCGGAGCUCAAUUUUAAAGAACAUAAUGCACCCAUGAACACCUUUUCUUUCGAUACUUUUUCUGAAUACACUUUUUCCUCUGGGUAUUCAGACGGAUUAAUAUCCAUUUGGGAUAUAAGACACGAGAAAGCUUCUCUGCUGCAGAUAGACUAUCACACACAAAGUAUUAAUAGGAUUAAAUUCUGCCUGAUGCAGUCAGGUAUUUUUGGAUCAUGCUCUGAUGAUGGCACAGCAUGUAUAUGGGACAUUUCCAGAAAUUCUGUAAAUUAUUCACAAGUGCAAAAACUGGAAGACGAUAUUUAUAAUAAUCCGAAGAAGAUUCCAAAGCAGCUUCUCUUCGUCCAUGGUGGCCACGUUGGAAGUGUGUAUGAUCUUUCUUGGGCCAACUGCAACACCUUCUUGGUGGCUACAGUAGGCGUCGACAACUCUCUCCAGGUGUGGCACAUGAACGAGCAGUUUUUGUUUCAGUGA